Lasiosphaeria miniovina is the source of this 699-nucleotide messenger RNA. RefSeq lists its product as uncharacterized. The record is from RefSeq and is a predicted model, not a curated record. The coding region runs from base 1 to 699 and encodes 232 amino acids. NCBI's taxonomy places the organism in Eukaryota, Fungi, Ascomycota, Sordariomycetes, Sordariales, Lasiosphaeriaceae. The transcript has a single exon.
AUGUCGUCUGGGGGGGACUCACGGGACAUGGACCUUGAUAUGGACACGCGGUCCGAGCCAGGGUUCAUGCCGUCACAACUCAACGACGAUGGCGAGAACUCGGGCAGAGGGGUUGGGGGCGAGACGCCGCUGCCCUCUAUCGACUCGUACCCGUUCCGACUGCGGGGGCAGAAGCUGGUCGUCGUUCCCGGCGAGGGCUCGCUGCUCGACUACUUCGACCUGCCGUCGCCGCCCAAUUCGGUGAUGCUGCACCGGACGCUCAGCCCCUUCCCGACGCCGCCCACGAGCCCCGUGCACCCGGACUCGUCCAUGUCGCCCCACCACAACCGGCUUGCUAGCAGCCCGCUCGCGCUAAACCCCCCGCUGGCCCCCUCCGACUCGUCCCCGCCGACGCAGUCGAUGGCCUCCAUGCCGUCCCACCUCAAUCAGCCAAUGACGCCGCCGCCCAGCAACACCGACGAGUCGUCGUCGUCCUCCGAAUCGUCCCCCGAGCUUGGCUCCCCGCCAGCCGGCGGCCGGCGCGCCCUAAACAGGAGGACCCCCUACUACCCGCCGAACUCGUCGCGCACUGUUGACCGCACCCGCAUCUACAUGAACCGCGGCCCGCAUGCCCUGCCUAACUGGACGCCCCUGACCAGCCUGCCCCGCCACGUGCAGCUGCAGAUCGAGGAUCGCAUGGUCAAGUUCACGGCGCCUUGA